Molecule: messenger RNA, 2457 nt
Organism: Plenodomus lingam JN3
Lineage: Eukaryota; Fungi; Ascomycota; Dothideomycetes; Pleosporales; Leptosphaeriaceae
Biological process (GO): chromatin remodeling
Source: RefSeq, a predicted model, not a curated record
AUGUACGGCAUGAAUCAAGCCUACAACAAUCCCGACCCUAGCGCGCAUGUGCCGGGCAAUAUCCUUCAACAUGUUCAUUUGGUCUCAUCCUACCGGUUCCCCGCUCUCCCUGCGCUGCAGCCCGCUCAAGCGCUCGAAUAUCUCAUCAAGGGCCCGCAAAUCACGCGCGACACUUCCCCAGUGGCCUGGACAUACUUUCCAUCCCCUCCGCCAGAUGGCACCAUCAUCCUCACAUGGCAGCCACCGCGUAUGGCUACUCAAUUUGCCUCUGAUGGAAUGGUGUGGGCAGAUGUCGAGCAGAUGUAUGAUGUGAAUGUCCGCGGCUACAACAUCCAAAUCGCAGUUCACAAUAGUGGUUACAUUUACUCUCAUGAGCAGUACACAUCCCACGCACGUUUUCGUUAUAGAAUAGCAGCAGGACCCGGCACCAUUGACCCGAACUUGUGGCUGGUGCACUACAGGCCUGCCGAGCAAAUCCACAGGAUCCCCGCCAGCCAGAUACCAAUGUCUCGAGAGGUCCAGGAAAUGCUACGCGCUCGUGCUCAACUGCAAAAUGCGGGACCCUUGAUGCGCAAAGAAUUCAUGCUGGUCGAUCAAGCCAACUGGCCCAAAGUCGAAUUCGGACAACUCGGACAACCAGCCGCGCGAGGCCAGCAGCAGCCUUACUACAACCCCAUGCAGCCUGGGCGACCCUACGCCGCGCAACCUCCGCCAGCGAAGCGCCAGCGCGUGCCUGCUCAGCCUCAAGCUCGUCAGCCUGCACCAGGUGCAAUGCUCCCAGACACGUCACUCGAAGAAGAAGAGAAUGCUACGCAAGACGCCUUUGACUUCUUAACCCCCCGCGAGAUCAGCUUAUCGAGAUACAAGCAGCAUCACGAGUGGAUGGAAGAGAUCUUCUCGUCUCCGUAUGCUGUUGGCAAAAUCGCGCCCAUUGAUCUUGGACUUGGGCUCAUGGGUGAACUUGCCCCUCUUACCGCAGGCAUUCUCGACGUCUCCGGUGCGGAAACUCCAGAAAUGGCGAAGACGGAUUACAAGAUUAAGACUUAUUAUAAGCUACAACCGGAGCAGCUGAAAGAUUUUGAGAAGCGAGUCGCCGACUACACAGCCAAGGAGCAAGCGGAAAUCGAGAAGAUGAAAUCAGAUCACGCCCGCAAGAUUGCUCAGCUCAAACGAACACGGACGUAUAUCAAGGCAGAACGACGACUACGGGAUCUCUCGCGGUCAAUGGAUAGUGAUGCCGAGGAUGCCAAUGCCAAUCCAGUGGAGGACGUUGUACGGGAUCUGGAGAAGUCAUUGGGAGUGAAAUUUGAUACCAAGACGUCGACCGUGUGCGUAGAGAAGGGUGGAUACAUCGAAGCGCAACAACCCUCUCCCCCCCAAUCUCAAGUCAAUGGUGACGGAGCGCAAGAAAAUUCCAACGGCGCAUCGAAUGAUUCCAACGACGAUGCAGCUGUGGCAGAGAACUCGACAUCAAACUUACUGGAGCAGUACGGAACUGGUUCGAAUUCUGGGACUCCGAUUGGUAACGUUUCAUUACCACGCUUGUCACAGCCGCCUAGCCAGUCACAGUCUGCAGCAGGAACACCAAAUGCACCACCCUCAGGUAACGCUAACCAGACUCCUGCCUUCGAGCGAAACGAACCCAAUCUAGACAUGAACGUAGGCGAAGACCUCUUGGAUCUGGAUGUGGAAAUGUCAGGCAUGACAGGGACAGCAGAGGGCAACAACAAUGAGUGGGCGCAAGAAGGCAAUCAGACCAGCGAGGCUACGCCUGGUAGUCAACCCAAACCGGCUACCACGAACCAUAACACGACAAGUAGUACAAGCGCGGCACCGGCAUCCAACUCUGGAGGAGAGGCAGGCAGUAUGUUCGACACAGCCGAUUUCGGCAGCUUCGAUAACAUCGAUAGCGCUGGUGAUGCAUUGGCGGACUAUGGACAGGAUGAUAAUCUAGGGUUGGAUCUGGUGGACGAUUCCGCAUUUGGGGAUGCUUUCCAUGGGACUGAGAUGCAUCAUGAUGAGGGAGGAGACCAUGUACACAGCAGCAGCAUCAUUCGCAACCACAUCUACAACAGGCCAGAUCGCCAAUCCGCUCAUGAGCCCUAUAGACCUGGAGAAAGUGUCGCAGGCUGUGUGUGGCAGACGGCCAAGCCCUUCAACAACGGUGUCCACUUCAUUUGGACCCGGCCACCCACCUUUAUCACCCCUGACCUCAAUGAAUCAGUGCGGGAAGCCGGUUCAAGCGGCGACCACGUCAGCGCCAAGACGAGGGCGAAGACUCGUUCCGCGAGCUUGUGUGCACUAUGGUCGGCAACAGCAGCAGCAGCAGCAGUAGCAGCAGCAAAGGACGCGAUUGCGAGUGCCAGUCUUGCGCUUCGAGUACGGCGUUUGUACCAUGUAGGAUUUCCGCUCGCGAGGACCAUGGGUUCUUGCCAAGCCUUUUUCUUUCUCCUUUGA